Crotalus tigris (Tiger rattlesnake) is the source of this 1874-nucleotide messenger RNA. RefSeq names its product protein tyrosine phosphatase 4A3 (gene PTP4A3). The record is from RefSeq and is a predicted model, not a curated record. Lineage: Eukaryota; Metazoa; Chordata; Lepidosauria; Squamata; Viperidae. Gene Ontology annotation, molecular function: protein tyrosine/serine/threonine phosphatase activity. Gene Ontology annotation, cellular component: nucleus. The coding region runs from base 1122 to 1643 and encodes 173 amino acids. Gene Ontology annotation, biological process: protein dephosphorylation; endothelial cell migration. The transcript is spliced from 6 exons.
AUCCUUUCAGGGUGGAAAAGGAAGUUGUUCGCUGACGGUGCCCGGCGCGCCCAUCCUUUCUGGAGGGAGCCCGUGUUUGCCUCUGGCUGCUCCUUCAAAGAAGUGUCGAAAGCUUUGGAGAGUUUGCACGCACACGCAGGCACGUUCUUGUCGGUCCUCGUGUCACGCACCGAACAGGUUUUGGGCUUGUCUCUCUCCCCCGCGCGGAAAGGAAAGGUAGAAAGGAGAAGGAGGAGGAGGAGGAGGCAGCGUCUUCUAAGGAAAUGAGCAAACCAGCUUAGCAGGAAGGAAAGGUGAUCAUAGAAGGCUUAGAGUAGUCUGCCCGUAACGUUGCGUUCCUUGGAAGCCUCCAGCCGUUGCGACUCGUUCUGCUUUUUUUGUUCCCCCACCAAAAAACCCUGGAUGGUAUUGUGGGAUUUCAGACCUGUUGCGUGGGAAGCUGUGGACGAAUUCAGAUUGUCCUGCAUGCUGAUCACCUGUGGAUUUAUGGCGGGGGCUGGGCGCACUUUUGAGCACUGCCACGCACAACAUCCUUCCCGUUGAAAGAGGACUGGGCCCUGCCCGAAGCCUGGCCCCGAGCCCUCAGUCUUCACCAUUCAGAGACCCCGUGGAUGGCCGUUCGGGUCAACGGAAAGCUUCCACCGGCAGUCACUCUACCCUGAGCUGCCCCGGGCCCUUCUCCUUGCCCCCAAAUAUUUUACAUAUCCAGAUGGGGUAACCUGAAAGCCCAAGAGAUACACCGGCGUGUUCGCUGAAUGCAGAGGCCUUUGUGAGGAGGAGAAGAGAACUAAGAAGGAAAGCUACAGAAGGAAAGACGGGAGGACGACUACUUAAAAUUGCACACUCUACGGAUAUUUUUUUUUUUCAGAGGAAAACAAAAAAAACAAAAGUAUUACUACUCGGCCUCAAGCACAGGGUUCCUUUUUUUCCUAAAUUGGAGGAUUUAGAGAAUCCGACGUUACUAGCACAACGGUUGUGUUGAUUGAGCAGGAACAGAGUCCGGUCAGGCUCUCGUCCCUUAGUUCUGUUUUUUGGGCUUUGCAAUUCGUUUUUUCUCGGGAGGUGGUUCGGUUUUUGUGACCCGCCGACCCGCCUCCGGUCCACCUCGGUUGGUCUCCAGCAUGGCGCGCAUGAACAGGCCCGCCCCGGUGGAAGUGUGCUACAAGAAUAUGAGAUUCCUGAUCACCCACAACCCAACCAACGCCACCCUGAACACUUUCAUUGAGGACCUGAAGAAAUACGGCGCAACCACCGUUGUGAGGGUGUGUGAAGUGACCUACGACAAGACGCCCCUGGAAAAGGAUGGCAUUAAAGUGAUGGACUGGCCGUUUGAUGAUGGAGCUCCACCACCCAACAAAAUUGUGGACGACUGGCUCAACCUGCUGAAGACCAAAUUCUGCGAAGAUCCCGGCUGCUGCGUCGCUGUCCAUUGUGUGGCUGGCCUGGGACGGGCUCCCGUUCUGGUCGCACUCGCCCUGAUUGAGAGCGGAAUGAAAUAUGAAGACGCCAUCCAGUUCAUUAGACAGAAACGCCGAGGCGCCAUCAACAGCAAGCAGCUGACCUAUCUGGAGAAAUACCGGCCGAAGCAGCGCCUGCGUUUCAAGGAUCCCCAGAACCACAAGAAUAAAUGCUGCAUCAUGUAACCUCCGUGGUGGUGUGCCCCCUUAGCUGGAUCCCACCCGUGGGGGAAGACGAACCUCGCCCCACACAAAAAAACGCACAGGGCUUGACUUCUGAAGUUUGCGGAGGACAUUUUUAUCACAACUUUUCCCCCCUCCCUUUUUUUUCUUAAUUGUCCCAAGCAAGGAAAACUGGGAGUUGCCCCCCCCCCUUUGUUGGUUUCAAAGGCUUGAAAUGACGGCGGUUCACCCCAC